Linum tenue is the source of this 244-nucleotide messenger RNA. The record is from the annotation of a GenBank genome assembly. Lineage: Eukaryota; Viridiplantae; Streptophyta; Magnoliopsida; Malpighiales; Linaceae.
GGAUUAGCACUGAAGCUAGUUGCACCGAGGUUAUCAGAGAAAAGCGUCGGUGGUGCGGAAAGCGGUUGAUGGAGCUCCUGCAGAACGCCCCCUCAAACGAAAGCCAACUCAUGGUCUUGAAGUUUGCACAGGCCCACCAUACCAUGUGCUUGAAAGACAACGGUUAAUAUUGGGGUCGUGGAGAUUCGAACACAUGACCUUUCGGUUCUAGGCUCUGAUACCAUGUCAUAAACCAGUUGAUCCC